AUGCCGGGAGAAAUUCUCACGAUUCAAGCAGGCCAAUGUGGUAAUCAAGUGGGCGAAGAGUUCUGGGGCCAGCUGCUCAAAGAACAUGGUCUGGACAACUCUGGGCAAAAGAUUCAGUCAAAUGUGAAGUCCGAAGAUAAAACGCGUCCUUUCUUCCUGGAGGUGGGAUCGGACAGAUACACGCCUAGAGCUAUAUUAUUGGAUCUCGAACCCAGGGUAAUCGGUUCCAUACAGACGAAGUUCCCCGAUUUGUUUGAUCCAAGGCUCACAUACAUGGAUGCCGCUUUCGGUGGUGCUGGAAACAACUGGGCACGUGGGUUCAACUACGGAAAGCAGCAUGAGGAAGAUCUGUUGGAAAUCGUUGAUCGGUCGCUAGAUCAGUGCGAUUCUCCUGAGGGGUUUCAGCUAGUACACUCUGUGGCCGGUGGAACAGGUUCUGGAAUGGGCAGUUUUAUGCUCGAGUUACUGAGUGAUAGAUAUCCGAAGCUGUUUGCAAAAUCGUACUCGGUAUUUCCGGAUAUGGGCAAUUUUGCUUCGGAAGUGGUGGUUCAGCCUUACAACACGUUGCUGACUCUUAGGCGAUUGGUGGAAAACUGUGAUGUUGUGAUUCCGUUUGACAAUGCAGCUUUGAGUCAAGUGGCCUCACAAAGUCUAAAUGUGAGUAGCCCGUCCUACUCCGACACAAAUAAGCUAAUCUCAACGGUGAUGGCGUCUAUCACCAACUCGAUAAGGUUCCCUACUUCUUUCGGAACUUCGCUGCAGGGAAUAUUUGCGCCCCUUAUCCCCUCACCUGAAUUGAGUUUCAUAAUACCAAGUUUCACGCCAUACACAUCGAAUUACGUCUCAUUUGCGAAGAAGCAGAGGCGAUCUACGGGCUAUGAUGUCAUUUUGGACUUGGUGAAUAAGAAGAACAGACUAGUAACACCUUCGGAUGAGCAUGAUUCUCAUAUCGCUGCUCUGGAUGUGCUGAUCGGAGGUUCGUUUUCGGAACAGGAUCUGUUUGCAGAUCACAAGGCCACAAUCAUUGCCAAAAAGAGGCUAACUCAGCCGAAAUGGACAUCACAACUUCUGCAGGUCUCGCACUCUCCAAGAUCGCCAUAUGCUCUGCAACAAUCGCCAGAGUUAGAAAACGUGGUAAAUGGGCUCAUGUUGUCGAAUAAUUCGAGUAUCGUAUCCUUGCUGGACAAGGUCUUGCGCCAAUAUGAUCGCUUGUACUCGAAGAAGGCCUUUUUAAAUACUUUUACAGCGCAUGAUGUGAAUGGCGAGGAUAUUGAGACUGAGCUUGAACAGGCGCGCGAGGUGGUGGAGGCAUUUAGAGAUGGGUAUGUGAGUGCAGAGCAGGACAGAUGGCUGGAAGCCACAGACCAGGAGUCGAGGGACUACGCCGAUGGCGAGACCAUGGACCAAGACCAAGAGAUGGGUAAUUAG
Kuraishia capsulata CBS 1993 is the source of this 1428-nucleotide messenger RNA. RefSeq lists its product as uncharacterized. Gene Ontology annotation, cellular component: gamma-tubulin complex; cytoplasm; spindle. Gene Ontology annotation, biological process: microtubule nucleation; cytoplasmic microtubule organization; mitotic sister chromatid segregation. NCBI's taxonomy places the organism in Eukaryota, Fungi, Ascomycota, Pichiomycetes, Pichiales, Pichiaceae. The coding region runs from base 1 to 1428 and encodes 475 amino acids. Gene Ontology annotation, molecular function: GTP binding; structural constituent of cytoskeleton. The transcript is spliced from 2 exons. The record is from RefSeq and is a predicted model, not a curated record.